AUGGCCGGGUCCGAAACCGAUUUUAACACUCUUCUUGCACAAAGGGAUGCAAUAAUUCGUGAACAACGGGAUCAAAUAAUUCGUCUGAAGCGCGAGCUUGAUGGAGUGGCCAGCGAAAGGGACCUCCUACUGUGCGAAAACAGCAACCUUAGGUUCGAACUUGAGAUGGUAGAGCUGAAGAGGCUUCAAGAUGAGAGGUAA
Molecule: messenger RNA, 201 nt
Organism: Acanthoscelides obtectus
Lineage: Eukaryota; Metazoa; Arthropoda; Insecta; Coleoptera; Chrysomelidae
Source: the annotation of a GenBank genome assembly